Molecule: messenger RNA, 3480 nt
Organism: Tachysurus fulvidraco (yellow catfish)
Lineage: Eukaryota; Metazoa; Chordata; Actinopteri; Siluriformes; Bagridae
Gene: cab39l1
Product: calcium binding protein 39, like 1
Exons: 9
Coding region: 318-1349 (343 amino acids)
Biological process (GO): intracellular signal transduction
Molecular function (GO): protein serine/threonine kinase activator activity
Source: RefSeq, a predicted model, not a curated record
UCUACGAACACUCGAACUUCCCUGAUAGAGUUGUUCUUCGGUGAAGGGCUUCAGUGAGCUCCAGACGAUAAACGGCUGACAGCAAAUCUGAUAGUUUUCUCCAGCGCCAAAACCAUUUUGACGCGUGAACAGCGUGUAGAAAGUUAUUUAAAUUCUGUUUUCGUUUUUUUUGCUGCUCCUAGACGUUUUAUUUCGAACGACUUGCACAAGUGAUUUUCCCCAAGUGUGAAAAGUGAAUGUGAUUUUGUAUUUGUUGGUUCCUUGGAAGGUGAAAGGUUUCGUGCUUCAUCUAAACCCAAGCAAGCCAUCUAAACAACAUGCCGUUCCCUUUUGGGAAGUCUCAGAAGAGUCCAGCAGAGAUUGUGAAGAAUCUCAAGGAGAAUGUGGCAUGCUUAGAAAAGCUGGAAUCAUCUGACAACAAGAAGAGUGAAAAGGUUGCUGAGGAAAUUUCAAAGAAUCUAGCCUCGUUGAAAGAGGUGUUGUGCGGCACAGGAGACAAAGAGCCUCAGACUGAAGCAGUGGCCCAACUGGCACAGGAGCUUUACAAUACCAACCUCUUCAUCGCCCUCAUAGCCAACCUGCAGAGGAUUGAUUUUGAGGGAAAGAAGGAUGUGGUUCAUCUGUUCAGCAACAUAGUGAGGCGUCAGAUUGGUACGCGCACUCCAACAGUCGAGUACAUUUCCUCCCACUCUCAGAUCCUCUUCAUGCUGCUGAAAGGCUAUGAGACUCCAGAAGUGGCUCUAAACUGCGGCAUGAUGUUGAGAGAGUGUCUUCGUCACGAGCCCUUGGCCCGCACUGUUCUCUUCUCUGAGGACUUCUAUUGCUUCUUCCACUUUGUGGAACUCUCCACUUUUGACAUUGCCUCAGAUGCCUUUGCUUCGUUUAAGGAUCUCCUUACAAGACACAAAAUCAUGUGUGCUGAUUUCUUGGAGACAAAUUAUGACAGAGUAUUUACAGAGUACGAAAAGCUACUGCAUUCUGACAAUUAUGUCACCAAACGGCAGUCACUGAAGCUCUUGGGAGAACUGUUGCUGGACAGACACAACUUUACAGUCAUGACCAAAUACAUCAGUCGAGCCGAGAACCUGAAACUGAUGAUGAACAUGUUGAGAGACAACAGUCGCAACAUACAGUUUGAAGCUUUUCAUGUCUUUAAGGUGUUUGUGGCAAAUCCGAAUAAGACACAACCUGUUUUGGACAUCCUGUUGAAGAACCAAUCCAAACUGGUGGACUUCCUGAGCCAAUUCCAAACAGACCGCUCAGAGGACGAGCAGUUCUGUGACGAAAAGAACUAUCUCAUCAAGCAAAUACGAGAUCUCAAGAGGCCUGCACCACCGGAGGAAGCAUAAAGGACAAAAGAACAGGACUGAACAGUUGGAAUGCUGACAUGUUUUAUGCAGUUGAGGAAAUAACAAAGAAAGAAUGACAAACAGUCCUCUUCCCAUUUCUUUGCAGCUGACCUCCAAAAUGUGCAAAAAAGUUCAGUUUUUUUUUUUUUUAGUGAAUUAGCUGUGUGAAAGCAAGAGGGUCCCAGUCACUCUAUGCUCCAAAGCUUUUCCCCCCUUGUUUGUGUUUGAUGGAUUAUAUUGAGCCUUCUGUGUUUCUUAAUGAUAUAAAAGCAGUUUAAAUAAUUCAUUGAGAGCUUUCAGGGUCAGUUAAAAUUUUUAAUGAAGCAGGAAGUGUAGUGCUUAAGGAGGAACAUAAUUUCACACAGUCAUUUCGACUACAUUUCAACUUUUAAGUAGGCUUUUAAAGCUGUUUGUAGGGGUGCGUCAAAAGCAUUUGAAGCAAGGGUGUCAUGGGUUUAGAAAGUAAAGCACAAUUUUAAUACCAUCUUUAAUAUAAUAUUUAUUAUAGCAGUUUUCCUUCUUAUCAAAAGCCAGUUGGAAAUGUGUUUUAUACUUUCAGAGGAGAAUUUUCUAUACUUUUUAGUAAUUUUACAAAAUUCCCAGAUUCCAGCCUCUAAUUAGGAACUUACAGACUUCAUGGUCUCAUUUCUGACCAUGUGCUCACUUCUAGUGGUUACAUUAUUUCAGAAGCAUUGAAUUGAUUGAUUCUCUUCAAUUACAUUGCCUUUCAACUUUUAUUCUGAUUUAGUUUGUUCAGCAUUUUAUUUUAACUGGAUGUUAGGUGAAUUAAUAUAUAGAUUUUAAAAAUUGGGUAUUGUUGCAUAUAUUAGCUGUGAAACUAAUUCUGGGUUUGCAUACUUCACUGAUCUACACACAAUAUGUGGAAAAUUAACCUCUUCACAUACACUGUAAACUUGUAAGAAUUAUGAUUACAGAUCCAUGUUUCAUGCUUCUCAGGUUCUGCGUUUUUAAAUUUGAACCUACUCACAUGAACCUAGACCAUUGAAGCCUUUAACAGAUGUAUCCAGUUCUCUCUCUCUCUCUCUCACACACACACACACACACACACACCCUUUAUGCCAUCAUUUGUACUGUCUACAUUGAAUGAGUCAAAGCUGUGGUAAUGUGUUGUCUCUUAAGUUGCGUUUUUAGGUUCAAGUUUAUUUUGCACUUUUCCGUACAGCUUGGUUAUUGGAAGGACUUUUUGAUUGGAAAUGCAAAACAGGAUUCUACUGAAAGGCCCUUAUUAAAUUAGUGAAUUUACCCGAAGUUCGACCAUUUAUUCAAUGUACUCUGUUUGCACAAAUUCUUCUCUUAUAUACCUCAUAGGAUUUGAGUUGCUUAAGUGCUGUGUACUUAUGUGCCCUGCCCCCCUUUAGACCAGUUUUAUAUUCAUUCACCAUGGUCAAUUAUGCAAGAAAAUGUAAAAUCUUACAACCAAAUUUGACCUUCAGUUGCUAAAUAGGAUCUACAAGGGACAACAUUAACUGUGAUAUGUGCUUGUAUGGUACUCUUGAAUGUGUGUGUGCUGACAUUUUUUCCCUCAGUGUAUGUUUAUGUUUUAGUUCUAUAAGACUAUAUAGAGUAAAAAAAAAAAAUCCUUUUUCAAUAUAGCAUGAUUGUGCCAAGGCAAGCAAAUGUGAAUGGCAAGUCAAGUGCAAGGUUUAAUAAGGACAUUUUAUGUACGUUUCUGCCUUAGUCUUUUGCAAACCAUCCAUUUCAAGCAUGACCGUGAACCUUUAUCAAUACAAGAUAAGUCUUUCUGUCCUAAGUUAUCACAAGCUUAUCUUGUUUUGUUUUCUAAAGCUUAAACCUAUAUAAAGGCCAAAUUUAGGAAGAGUGGAUUAAAAUGAAUCUAAUUAUUUAGCUAUAUAGUUUCUAUUAAGAUUGGUUUUGGACUGGAUGCAAAUGCCAGCUUUUGAGCUGUUGAAAGUGAGUGAGAAUAAAAAUGCUCAUUAAACCAUUCUGGCUUCAGGACUGGGUUUAAAUAUACAUUUUACUAGUCCACUUUCAGUUUCCUGUAUGUUUUCAGUUGUCCGUUCUGCUAUAUUAGGAUUAUAAAUAUGUACAUAAAAGGUUUAUUUUAAGAAACAAGUGUGAAGACCUAUUGGAAAUAAAAUAAAUAACUGUA